AUGCCGCAGCUCCAUUACUCCACCAUACUCUACCAUGACCACCACACCAGCUGUCCAUUAAUCCACCAUGCCCUCAGCUAUCCAUUACUCCACCAUACCUCAGCUAUCCAUUACUCCACCAUGCCUCAGCUAUCCAUCCACCAUGCCCUAUCCAUUACCUCAUGCCAGCUAUCCAUUAAUCCACCAUGCCCUCAGCUAUCCAUUACUCCCCACCAUGGCUCACCUAUCCACCAGCUAUCCAUCCACCAUGCCUCAGCUAUCCAUUGCUCCACCAUGGCCUCAGCUAUCCAGGCAUUGCUCCACCAUGCCUCACCUCCAUCCAUUCAGCUCUAUUACUCCACCAUGCCCAGCUAUCCAUUACUCCACCAUGGCUCAGCUAUCCAUUACUCCACCACACUCAGCUAUCCAUUAUUCCACCAUGCCUCAGGCAUCCAUUACCCACCAUACCCCUUCAGCUAUCCAUUACCCACCAUGCCCCACCCAUCCAUUAAUCCACCAUGCCUCAGCUAUCCAUUACUCCACCAUGCCUCAGCUAUCCAUUACUCCACCAUGCCUCCAUUAUCCAUUACUCCACCAUGCCCCCCAUCCAUCCAUUACUCCACCAUGGCCUCAGCUAUCCAUUACUCCACCAUGACUCAGCUAUCCAUUACUCCACCAUGCCUCAGCUAUCCAUUACUCCACCAUGCCUCAGCUAUCCAUUACUCCACCAUGACUCAGCCAUCCAUUACUCCACCAUGA
Messenger RNA from Acanthosepion pharaonis, 738 nucleotides. The record is from the annotation of a GenBank genome assembly. Lineage: Eukaryota; Metazoa; Mollusca; Cephalopoda; Sepiida; Sepiidae.